Bolinopsis microptera is the source of this 5328-nucleotide messenger RNA. RefSeq lists its product as uncharacterized. Gene Ontology annotation, molecular function: microtubule binding. Bases 1247 to 4744 code for a protein of 1165 amino acids. The transcript is spliced from 9 exons. The record is from RefSeq and is a predicted model, not a curated record. NCBI's taxonomy places the organism in Eukaryota, Metazoa, Ctenophora, Tentaculata, Lobata, Bolinopsidae.
AGGUAUAGUAUGUCUACAAGGUUACAAUAACCCCAGUCAUCUGUAAUGUAGUGUGAUCAAUAACAGUAUCAAAACGAACAUGUGUUCUUUUUUUGACGUAUACAGCUGGUAUAGUAACAGUUUCAACUGUGUCCAAGUAUCAGGUAUCAAGAUUCAAGCGAACUAUCGCUCAUCAAUUUGUUCCGUGUUAUCUUAUCUUAGUUCUCAUCUAUAUCAUCAUCCUCGUGCUAACAUCAGCGACCAUUUUUAGUUUGGCCCCUUACUUAUACUAGUAUUUAAGCGUUUUCUAUAUCUAAGAAAGUAAUUGUGUCGUUAUUGUUAAAUGAACUAGAUUUUUCGGAUCUACCGUUUUAGAUCUACCGUUACACGCUCACAAAGGGUGGCGCGCAACAGAGUGUGUAAGGCGCGAAGACAAUUUGUCAUCUAAAGCAUGAGUUUUGAGCAGUGUGUGUGAUUUUGGCGAACUUUAAUUUGAAAAUUUUCGCCGGAAUUGUCAACAACAACAACUUUUAAAUGAUUUUCGUCGGAACUGUAACUCAAUGUGUUUGCAAUUAAAAGUUAAAUGUCAUAAUCUUUAAUCUUACCCAAGCGUUAGUAAAGACUGAUCCCAUACUGAUUUUUCUUUAGUUUCCCGCCAUUCGAUAAUCGAUUACCUAUAUUCAGUUUAAGCCGACUUUUAGACAAACAACGCUACCUAAUAUACUCUAUCUUUGUGUUUCUUAUGAUUCAGGGCCAUCGCAGCUGUAUUAGUCAUCUACUUGUGCUGUAAGCCCCCCAGCCCCCCGCCCCCCCCCCCGCCCACCGCUUCCUCCACCCCUGAUUGCCACACUAGGACAAGGUUCGCAGGUGUAAGUCUGCGAUAUUUAUCCGUUUUAAAAUAUGUUUCGAGAGUUCUCUAAUUAGCUGGUAAUACCAGCCUAGUAUAUGCAUGGUUUUGUAUUAGGAGAAGCUCGGCGAUUAUAUAUCAAAUUCCCAUUAUGGUAUUUUCUCGCAUGUUGCUCUCUCCUCCCCUUAAAAGCAAUUAUGCCGAGCACAUGUCUAAUAUUAAGGAAUAUUAGCUCCAGCUCUCCAGUACAGGGCCCCUAAUCGUGCCAUGUGACUUGCACGUGGACAAGUCUUUAAUAUGCCGUAAAGCAGGGGAACAUUGUCAUGCAGUCAGUUGUACUGUGCAUUACAGUUUCGUAUUUCUUACCCGGUGUCUGUACAUUUAGAGCAGAGUGUAGUGUAGUGUUGUAGUGAGUAAAGAAUGGCAACUUCUGACGAGGAUGUAGUUUGGACGUACUUGUACCCACAAAUCAGCUCAACUACGGGUUCAGCCGCAGAUAUUCCCAAGUUCCCUGAGUACCCACAAACCUAUCCCGACUACCAUCUUUACUACGAUCAGAUAGCGAUGUCACAAGCAGAUCCCACAGCGUCCACCUCCAUCCUUCACGCGGACACACCUUCAUGGUCAGAGAUAGACGGAAUCCUCUCCGACAAGUACAGAUCAGAAUCAGAUCCAGGUCCGGAACCUGCUCCAAUAGCUACACAAAGUACCCAGGAGACUGUCAUUCAGCAGCCUCUCACCUCUCAAACAUCUCCGAUGCUUGCUUACUACUCUCAGCCUCAAUUUAGAGAGAGGAGUUUUGAAGAUGGGACCCCAUUGAUAUCAUCUUUACCCUCUAGAAUCGCCAAUGUUGAAAUGUCGACACCUCCUCGACGUUCCUCGUCAUCUGAAGCCAGUUUUGGGUCAUCACAACGUGAGAGAAUCGCGAGGUUACGCCGAGAAUUGCUUGAUGAAGAAGAACGGGUCAUGGCCAAAUCUGAAAAACUUGCCCUUAGUAUGCGGGAUCAUGCUGAAAGUGCACUUGGAGAGCCUCAGCCAUCCGCAUCAGUUACUACAUUACAUUUGGAUUCGUCACAACAACUGUCUCACUCAAUUUUCGAUGAGCAGUCACGAGCUCGACUCAAGAUAGCUAAACCUCCCUCUAUUCCCUCGGACCCUGGUUUUGCUGUCAACUCUGUUUCUGUCGAUAUCACUCCGCUUACAGAAGAUCUGCUGAUGAACAGUCGUCUUGAAAAUGGACAAAGUGUUAGUGACGGCGGUCAAACAAUAUCGGAUGGACAAUUUCCAUAUGACGAUGACGACAUUAUUUUUACUCCUCUAUCGGACGAUGACUUUGCCAAUGCGUUUGCUACUCCUCCAAGAGUUCAGAGGAAGUUAGAUAAGAAGGUACAUAGACCAACUCCCAAACGUAGCAAAGUUCAGCUUCAAAGUCAUGGUAAGGUUAUUGGAACCACUGAGUUAGGUUCAUUCGAUGAGACAUCGAGCUUAUCAAUCAUAGAUAAAGAUAAUCUUCUAAGCCGAUUUAAGGAUUCAGUGAAACCACUCCGACGACAUGCUUGGAGUGACUCAGAAACUGAAAACUCGCUUUCAAAAUCACUCAAUAAACAUCAGUUUUCUGAAGUCAACUCGAAACAAGAGCAGCUACCCUCCCAUGCUGAAAGAGUACUACCGGAGUUACCCUCGGCCGAAGAUAGACCAAGAAGUGCAUUUGCAGUUCUUAGUCCCCACGAAGGCAAGUACCGACCCUUAACAGCACCGUCCUCUGAAAAAGUUCUCAAGUUUGAUGUUCCUUAUAGUACAAGAUUUUUGUCAGAACCUCAGAUAGUGGAACAAAAAACAUCUGAAACAUCUCUCGACACCAACGACUACCCCAAUCUUCACAGCAGCUUUGUUUCACUUCAAAACACCAUCAUGUCCGAUAUUGCGGCUCUCAGAAGAGAGAUUGUGGAUAAGCAAGAGGGAACUGAGAAACUGAGAUCGGAGUUUUCUGACUUUAAACAUGCGUACUACAGGUCUGUCGUUGAAGGCCAAGUAAAGACAAAACAGCUCCAAGAUGCCAAAAUUCAAACUUCUCAAAUCACUACCGAAAACAAAGAAAAUGCAGUCCAUCCUCCGAGAGUAGCAAUAGAACACAAGGAUACCUCUUACAGUGAGUGUGACUCAGAAACAGACAGACAGCUUGCCACGCUGAAAGCUUUACAGCGCUCACUGCGUGAGCAAAGCAACGAGCGGUACCUGAGAGAUCUCGAGGAGAGAAUAGACGCUAAAGCUGCUAAGACUGCUGCUACUUUGUCUGCCCCUCCCAGCGUGGACAAGGUAGACAGGAUGCAACAAUCAUCUCCCGCUCAUCUUAGUAAUAGGGCUAUUCAAACUGCUCCAAUCAAAGUCAAGACGACUGCUGACGCUAAUUGCAACACAAGUGAUGUAGAAGCUUCUAGACCCAAGAUUAGAGGUGGUAGGAACAGUUCCAAAGCAGCAAGCUCUGAGCAUGUGCGGGCCAAGUCUAAUUCUGAGGUGGAUAGCAGACCAAAAUCCCCAUAUCAGGUUAAAUCGAAGGUGGAACUUCCUGCACCAUCACCAAAACCAGCCACACAGCAGGUUGAGAGUGGAGAUAGUUCUCUAGACUCCACUGAGGUGGCCACACGAGACCUUUUUAUGGAGAUACUUCGCAAAAAAGCUGAGAUGGACGAAAAUGAACAGGAGCGAAAGAGCAGGCAAGAGGAGAAUCACAUUUCCACAAAAGACAAACAGACAUCUGCAAACGAUCUUCCUAGUUCCACUCCUAAACCAGGUCUCAAAGCUGGAAAAUCAACCUUCACCUCAGCCAGUAUGGUAUCUGGGGACUCCACCCUUACCGAAGGAACUGUUGUAGUCGAGGAGGACGUAGAAGCUCUUAAUGCUCUUUGGAGUGAGUUCAUGAAGUUUGUGGUACAGUCUAGAGCUUUGAAACAACACAAGAGCAGAUCCGCAUCAAGGAGGGAGCCUUGCAUUCAAGUUGAUGUUAAAAAGCUUGAAAAAAUGCACAAAUCGUUCAACCAGGAGACUUAUAGAAAAGGUGUAAAUAACCAGGCAGCAAAGAAAAAGAAUAGACCCUCUGGGAAAGUCAAGGGUAGAAAAGCAGUCGAGAAAAAGGCUCCUGAAGUAUUUGAACUGAGUGCCGGAGAACUGAAACAUCCAAGGAAAGCAAACCUGGACGAAACUUGUACUAAUCGAUCAAUGGAUUCACGGCAAAACCGAAUUGACCGACUAAUCAGAGAGAUUGAGGAGGAGCGAAGAAAGCGUGUCGAAGAAAGGGAGGAAAAGAUAAAAGAGAAAGAAGAGCUGAUACCUAUCGAGUUGGACAGUUUCCCAGUUCGAGAUCACGAGGAGAUAAAGAUGCCUUCCCCAGCUCCAACUUCACCUGCUGCUCCCGUUAAACAGAGAGUCAAAUCUCCAGUAGCUUUUGAGAUAAGUCUGGACCAGGAAUCUGUAACCAGUGAAGAUGUGGAUAGAGCUCCGGGCUACCCAAACAUGGUGUUUAAAACCGGCAAACUCCAAGAUGCAUUCCAUGCUUACAAACAGCGCUUUAUUAAGCAAUCCCGGAGACGGGCCCUGUCUAUACAGCUCUGUAAAGAAGCUAGAGAGAAAUAUGCAACCUCUACACCCCCGGUGAGACCGAGACCUACUAUUGACGCCAGAUACUUCGCUUCUUUUGAUAUUCCACCACCUGCACCAAAAAAUAGAAUAAUCUCUCACAAAGUUAUGACAAGAAACUCAAAAAAGUUAUACAAUCGGCUAGAAGAGGUACAAAAGAAAAAGAAGGACACUAAAGUACAGCGAGAACGGGAAACUUAUAGAUUGAGGGCCCAACUUUUCAAUAAGAGAGUGCAGGAUACCGUGCUGAACAAGAAGUACAUAAGCUCUGUCCGGGCAUACUGAGCCACGCGCACGACAUUGUUUUCUGGUAAUUCAGAAGGAAAAUGUGAGCCAAAUUAUUUAUUGUCACAGGCGAGAGAUUACGGGAAAAUAAUUUAUGAUUUAUUCAGAUUAGACAUUUGACCAAAGAUUUUAAAGCAGUUCACCCGCAAUGUGCCAAUUUCGUUUUGAGAAAUGGAUGAUGUUUACUCACUAUUUAUAAUUAAUAAUUAUAAAUCAAUUCGCUUUUUAUCGACAGCAUCGUAUUGUUUAGUUAGGAUUUUGUAAAGAAACUAGCUAAAGUGUUCUACAUGUUAUGCAGUUAAAGCUGUAGUGUUAGAUAGACGUAGCGCUAGUUAAGAUUGAAGAUCUGUUUAUUAAACUAGAGCUAGUUGACAACAUGACUCUCCUAUUAACCAAUUAACUAAUUAAGUAAUUAAGAUUAUACACCAUGACCAGUCUUAACAAAUAUUUACACACAGUUAUAUGUCGCAUGAUGUUCAGCUACUAUCAGAUACUUAUUCAUGAGAAUAUGAAGUGAUUUUGUAAAUAUAUUAUCACAUGUAUUACGAACUGUUCGAUCAAGUUUUUUGUUUUAUUUUGAUGGG